This is a messenger RNA of Owenia fusiformis, 5038 nucleotides long. The record is from the annotation of a GenBank genome assembly. NCBI's taxonomy places the organism in Eukaryota, Metazoa, Annelida, Polychaeta, Sabellida, Oweniidae.
CAUACAUACAACUGUGGACAACAAUGGCAACACCCGGGGGAACAACACAGACUUCAAAUGAUGAAAUUCUACAGCAAAUUCUGUAUGCAUUCCCCAACGCUGAUCCAGCAGUGGCACUUGACAUAAUUGAAUCCAAUAAGGAACAAGUCCAAGAUGGUAGUGUAUUCGGUGUAAUAGCUGAAAUAUACGGUGUACCAACGACACGUGACGAAGCGUCAACGUCUAUAAAUCAAACAACUAAUACAAGUGCUGUUAAUAAUGUAGUUCUAAGACAAUGUGUUAAUGCUGUUGAACAGUCAACCAAGGAUGAUGCACAAGGAAACACUCAAAUUGAGGAAACCCCAGGAAGAACACAAUAUGUUGCGAAUGCACCCUCACAUCAUGAUAUACUCAAGGAUAUCACUCGAUCUUACUUUUCCCAACAGCAUUCUUUGCAUGGAGUUGACAACGUUACCUUCGAUUUUGAAGAGGAACAAAGCAUUGAUGACAAUGUAGACUUUAAUCAUAAGGAUAAGGAUGUUACAGUCAUAAAUCAUGAUCAAAUGGGAGGUGGCAAAGUUGAAAUUGAGGAAGACAAUAUUGGCACUGUGUCGCCCGCUAGAGUUACUAUAGAUGGAGGUAUAAGAGAAGUAUAUUGUAAAAGUUCGGCUUUGGAAACAUCUGAAAUGAGAGAAAAUGAAUCUAUGGACGACACUGACACACACAAUCGCUGUAAACUUGACAAACAUUCCAAACCACCUCUGGAAGAUUGCAAAAGAGAUGAUGACAAUGGCCAUACAGUUGGGGUUGCUGAUGACGAUGACAUUGAUACACAUGAUGUUGUUCAUUACAAAGAUGUAUCCGAAUUCGUAACCGACUCAGUGGAGAGUAUACACAAAUCUGAACAACUGGUUUCCGAAACCCAUCACGGCAAUGAUAACACUUCCAUUGUAAAUGCUAACACGAUGAAAUUAAUUGACAAUGCCAAGUUCGAUAAUCAAGAAUGUUGUAUUAAUUCUUUAAAGGUAGCUGAUAAACAUUUAACUCGUCUUGUUGAACAUUUAGAGAGUGAAAGAAAUCAGACUGGCUUAAACGAUGGAAGAAUUAUACCCGAUUGUAAUUUGACACCAGCUGUGAAACAUGAUCAAAAGCUAGUUAAUAAUAACACUCACGAUAAUAUAACACGUGCUAUUGAUAUGUCUGGGGACCCUCGAAAGAGCCCUGUUCAAAAUAAUACUUUUGACCUUGAUGUAACUUGCCUCGUUGAAGAUACAGAGAGUGAAGGAGCGGAUGAUGAGGUUGAUGAUGCACGAGGACGACGGGUGAGAGGAGAGUCUAGCGACGUGAUACCAGACACACAACUUAUUCCAAUAGAAUAUGAUUUAAAUGAAAUAAAGAAUAAAAACGAAGCUUAUAAAGCAACGGAAUAUUCUCUGGACAUUGAUGGGACGUAUGAUGAUAAUGAAGAAUAUGACGACGAUGCUGAAAAGUUUCUUUUAGGGGAAACCGAUUCAAGUGAUUCUGAGAAAGGUCCCAACUUAAACUCUGGAUUGCACAAACUAGAGGUUGAUAAUAAUCAAAAUUCAAAAAUGUUUUCUAAUAAUGAUUCGGCUACUAUUAACAAAGUAUCUAGUGAUACUGAUGGGCUGAUUGCAAAUGAUACCGAUAUAAGUGGCUCUAAUGAAACUAUUUUAAAGUAUGUGGAACAAUAUCCCAUGAACGGUACUCUAAAUCUUGAUGUCCAGAAACCAAGUAUUGAAAGAGAUGAGGAAGAUUCAGACAGUGACAUAAGCGAGAGUAUUAUAUGCCCAACAUCUUCACAGAAACCUCCAGUUAAGCAAAUGAUGAAAGAUCCCUAUGAUCAACCUGAAAGUGACAAGCAUCCAGACAAUUCUAACAACAAAGUGAACGACAAAAGUGUUUCCGAUAUUGAUAACUUAUCACAUGAUGUCAGCUCUUGUGAAGCAGUUGUAAAUGCAACGGACCAUAAAACACUCAUUAAUUUAGGAAGUGGUUCUGGAAUACAAGGUGCUAUAAAUCCAUUAGAAACAAAUUUUGCUCGGACUAGAACUGAUCAUACACCUAGUCAAUCCCAAGCCGAUUGUCCUUCAGAAUAUGAGAAACCACAAUCCUAUGAAUAUUCUGAAUACAGUAUUGAUUUGAACAGUUCUUGUGAUGAUGAAAAUUCAAACAAAGGCAUAGCAAGUAAAGAUAAUGAAAAUUCGUACAAAGGCACAGCCAGUAAAGAUGAUGAAAAUUCGUACAAAGGCACAGCCAGUAAAGAUGAUGAAAAUUCACACAAAGGCACAGCCAGUAAAGAUGAUGAAAAUUCGUACAAAGGCACGGCCAGUCAAGAUGAUGAAAAUUCGUACAAAGGCACAGCCAGUAAAGAUGAUGAAAAUUCGUACAAAGGCACAGACAGUAAAGAUGAUGAAAAUUCAUACAAAGGCACAGCCAGUAAAGAUGAUGAAAAUUCGUACAAAUGCACAGCUAGUAAAGAUGAUGAAAAUUCGUACAAAGGCACGGCCAGUCAAGAUGAUGAAAAUUCGUACAAAGGCACAGCCAGUAAAGAUGAUGAAAAUUCGUACAAAUGCACAGCUAGUAAAGAUGAUGAAAAUUCGUACAAAGGCACGGCCAGUCAAGAUGAUGAAAAUUCAUACAAAUGCACAGCUAGUAAAGAUGAUGAAUAUUUACACAAAGGCACAGUCAGUAAAGAUGAUGAAAAUUCAUACAAAGGCACGGCCAGUCAAGAUGAUGAAAAUUCAUACAAAUGCACAGCCAGUAAAGAUGAUGAAAAUUCAUACAAAUGCACAGCUAGUAAAGAUGAUAAAAAAUCAUACAAAUGCACAGCUAGUAAAGAUGAUGAAUAUUUACACAAAGGCACAGUCAGUAAAGAAGCAGGAAGUACAAAACUGAUUGAACCUUCUUCUUCGAACAGAGAUGUGGAAGGCGUAGCUAAACAUUCACUGGGAGCAAUAACAAGGCUGGAUGGUGAUGAAGAUCCAGUGUGUCAAGUCAAUAAGUCUGCACCAUUAACAAAAAGUAACCAAAAUGAUCAGAAAAAUGAAGCGAGAACAUCAUGUUUUAAUCGAAUCCCAAUAUCACAAAAUAUUUUAGCAACGCUGAAAGAACAAUCAAAGUCUAACAAUCUCAGUUAUGAUAAAUUAAACAGCAUGGUUCUUGGGAAAGCGGGGGAAAAUAACCAUAGUGAUCAACCAAAUUGCAAAGGACCAAAAAAAGUAAGUGAAGCUAGUUCUACAGAAUCAAGGUAUCCGAUAGUUGCUCCUCAAAGAAUAGUCAAUACCCAGAUGUCGAUUAUAAACUAUUUUGGUAAUGGAGGAAUAACCCCUUCGCAAUUAAUUCAAAAAUGUAACAACGACCAACAUAAAAUAACAGAUUAUUUCUAUAAGGAACCUGCAGGAGAUGCAAUCAGUUGUCAUAAACCAUGUCAAAGUGAAAUCCAAUUAACGUCAACAACAGCUGGUACAAAACACCAAGAAAGCAUAUUAAACAAGGCCUUCACGAAAAAGGAUACCAAACGACCCUUAGUCUCGUAUGAUGUAAGCUCAGAUAGUGAAAAUAACUCAAAAGGUGGCAAUGAUACAACAUUGGCCUCUAACCGCCCAAUGGAUACAUCGAGUUUUGUAAAAGACUCAAAGAAAUAUGACUGUUGCACUACAAAUAAUCAACAACAGAUUGCGACUGAUGUUGAAAAUAUGACUGAAAACGCAUCGGAUCUAGAACUGGAAGGGCAAACUAAGCGUCGACAUACCUGCUCCAGAAAACGCAAAGUAAGCUGGGAAAAUACAAGUUCAUCGGAAUUUGAAAAACCAAUAGGCAAAAACAUUACAAAAUCGAAAAAGCGACAUCGUCGUAAAAGAAAAAGAAAUGAAACAUUCUGCCCAUUUGCACUCGGUUUUAUGCCAGGCCAGGCAAAUCGAAGGUCAGUUCCCAAAAGUGUAGCAAGUAGUGAGACAGACCAUAUUAGUACUAACCCACUUAACUUGGCAUGUGAGGAACAACAUGACAAAGAAUUUGAUGAAGAUAUGGAAGAGGGGGUGUCAAGGAAAGAUUCGAGUACCGGUGAACGUACGUCCAAUGGCAGUUAUUUGGAUAUUGAUGGUAGUGACUUUGGAGGAGGUACAUGUAGCUAUGAAGUGCAUGUGAACAAUGAAUAUGAAAUAGGAAAAUCUGAUCACAAUAAAGAUGCUCCCGAGAGAAUAAAUGAGGGAUCUGACACGGAUAUAUUUGAAACCAGUGAGACACGAGAAUCAAAUCGUUUCAGAACUAGAACUAUACUAAAAUGUUACUGUUCUGAUUCCGAUGAUUGUGAUUGUAACUUUCUUGGUCCAAUUUCUUUAGUAAUACCAAAUAAAGAUGGCGCAUGUGUCAAUACAGUACUACCUCGGCAGACGAAAGGAAUUAUCAAACCACCACAAUUGAAUCCUUAUGUUAAGAUUGAAGACGUUGAUGGCGAUUUAGAUGGCGCUCGGUCCAUAUACAUGCCAUCGGGAAGCAAUGCAUCAUAUUCGCAUCAUUUUCAGGAUGACCUUGAUAUCGAAGCAGAGCCUGAUGGAUCGUCAGAUGAUUCGGACUGCACGGUAUUUGAUAGUAAGUUUCGGAAAGAAAGCCCUAAACAAGAUAUUGGAACUGGGUUUGAUCCAAACAAUAGACGCAGAGCAACUAGGCCUUGUUAUCAGGUUCAGGAUUCCAGCAGCCCAACUACCGAUUCUGAUAGUGAUGACGAGACGUUUUCUUUAGACAAAAUGGGACUACCUGCACUAAAUAAUUUUAAAAGAUGAAAAUAAUUCCGACUUAAAUGGUCUUAUCCCCGGGGCCUUAUCCUACUUAUAUUGUGCCAAAUCUUAUUAAUUGUGAUAACAAUGAAACGACUUCAAAUCAGUGUCAUUAAGAUCCAAAGUUUGGUCAAAAGAAUAAUGCCACUAUUUAACGAAAUAGUCAUGAAUAUAUUGGCACAAUGGGUUAGCAUAUUAUGAUAUUGGCAACAAGUUCAUCAUAACACAACAGAACAAAAGGGGCCACACUGGCGGAUCUGGGG